AAAAGUCUCAUAAGUCUGUAAUAUUCCUGACCAGCAUUGCAUACGUGGAAAACCGUGACUUAUAACAAUGGCUGUGAGUAGUGGAGUGUCGGCUCUUUUGUCUGCUAUCUUAGCAGUAGCCCUGUUUGCGGGUAUGCAGACCUACCGGAUCCAACUGGCUGAUUCAGAAUGGCUUACAAUAUUUGGUGGCUUUCUCGGAGCUGACCUUUUCAUCUUGAUUUUGACUUGCAUCAGUAAUAUUGAAACUAUGCUCUUUGGCAAAGGAUUUCAGGCUAAACUAAUACCAGAAGUUGCUGGAGCUCUUGUUGCUGCUAUGUUUGCAUCAGGUCUAGUUCAUAGAGUGUGUGUCACAACCUGCUUCCUGUUUUCCAUGGUGGGCUUGUACUACGUCAACAAAGUCUCCCAGACAACGUACGCACCGUUCACAACAGCUGCUACAUCACUCAAGAAAAAGAAAUAAAUUACUUUUUUACCAGCGGAGCUUUUUUCCCCCUCCAAUGCAUCAUUGCUAGUUAGUAUCCCCCUAGAUGUUAUGAAAAAUGAAUCGUGCAGAAUCCAUACAAAAUACAAAUAAAUGAUUAGUAAAUGGCCUCUGUCAAUCAAAGUGUGUAGAGAAUGAACUCAUUUAGCAAAUAGGUGAGGAACGUUAGGCUGCUCCGGUUUAUCCAUUUAACAAGUACAUGUCGUUCUAAAUAAUGUUUCACCAAGUCUUCUUGAGAUUGUUAACUCUUUGUGUGCUACUCAAGUAACAUCCCUGUGUCACAUUGUCCCAUGUUACCCAUAAAGUUGGACUGAUUUUUAUUCACUUCUUUUCAUGAAAUGAUUGUUAUAGUAUUCUCAAUCUCAUAGUUCUAGGGAUGCAUCAGUAAAUCUCUGAGAAGAUAUAAACAUUAACUACAUGUAUAAAAGGCAUUGUUUAACAGUGUUCCAGUUGUACAAAUCUGAGAUGCAUGGCCUUACAUGUUAUCUUGAAGCACUUCAUGGUCAUUUUGUAGCCCUGCACAAAUUGCGCUUAGAAAUGAUCAUGAAUUGCUUCAAGUAAGAAUCUUUGAGUGACCAGUUAAGUUUUACCAUACUAAUUUUCCCCAAUAGACUGUAGUGUUAUAAAAACCGUUGGGAAAACAGUUUUUGAAAUUUCGAAUUCCAAUCAUAAAUAUCUUGAUAAUCAGACGGGUGAUCGUCUUGUGAACUUCAUGGGAUUCCUGACUGACCUAAAGGUCAAUAAUUAUGAUUGCAGCAUGCACUAAAUCCAGGAUAUUGUUCAGAAUCUGAGGCAAAGAUACCCAAUCCCUUUAAAAAAUGAAUAAUAUUGUCAGAAUCAUUUCAUGAACAGAGGUUAAGAGAAAUUAUUCAAACUUUAUGGCCAACAGUAUAUUUCUCAAGGACUUUACAGAGUGCAUCUUGUUUGUUUCAAAAUUACCACAUGCAGAUUAUGAAGAAUUUGAUGUAGCCAAGAACGACUUUGAGACUGGGAAUAGGUUAUACUGUGAAGCUUUUAUACAUGUUCCCCUGUGGAUUAGUACCUGUUGUUUGUGACAAAUGGCACUUGUGGCACACUUGUGAAUGUGGGAGUUGGCACUUGUGACAUAGAAAAGGUUAAAUCUUCCAGUUCCCAACAACCCAUUGACUUUUACGAUCAACAAUUUGACAAAAAAGUGAAUUUUCUGAGACUGAGUCAGUCUUUCACAAAAUGAUUUCAUUAAUAGAACUCCAGAUUACCAUAAACAAUAUUCACCCAAAUUAGAUAUAUCGUAUUUUCUAUUUUUAGUUCGUAGCUCAGAUCAGUGACAGCCUUCAGCUUGGAAGUGGGUAGAAUUAUUAAUAGUUACUCACCCUCUAUUAAAUAAACAUCUUAUUCUUGUAUGGUUGUGUGUGGGCUAGAUGUGGUCCAUUUACAGAUUAAAGCAACAAGUUCCUAGGUCACAAAAAAUGAAAGACAAAAAUGUGGGAUUUUCAAAGAAUGUGGGAUGCAUCUAUGAUUUACAGCACAUGGACUCUUGUUAGCACUGAAAUUUGUAAUUGAAAUGAUGCUAUUUGUGUCAUACUUUAUCGAGAGUUGCAAAAUUGUAUGACAUAUUGAAACAAAAAGAUAACUGAAACGGUCACAAUUGAGGGCGAAAAGAAAGAAAAUGACUCCUUUGAACCCAUAAUUUAAAUAAAAACAAUGACAUGAUUAAUAAUUUUUUCCUAAAAACCAGCAAAGAACACAGUUUUUAUGCUUGUCUUUAUCUUUCACCUGUAUUGCCACCCGUAGUAUAUCAAUGGUUUAUAAGAUGGGUGAGUCUUAAACGACUUUCAUGACUUGUUUGCCUUUUAUUACAAUUCAUAGUAUUGGCCUGUGUAUUUUAGCACUAAGCUAUUGUUUCUACGUGGAAUGUGGUAGUAUACAAUACAAUAAAAUACAAUCCAGUACUUUGAUUUUGUUGUUGUUGUUGCUGAACACAAAUCAAUCCAUAUGGUUUUGGGUAGUAAGGUAACCCAGAAAACACAACAUUGAACAAAAGUUUAUCCCAAAUAUAACUUUUAGAUUACUAAUUUUCCCAAUAGAGUUUUAAGGAAAAAAGAAAAUUUGCAGACAUUUUUCUGCAUCAGGAACUUUGAAUUUAGUUAUUUGUAUUAUAGAGUAGAAAUAGUGAAAGAGUAGCAUAAAAGGCAGUAGGGGAUACACGUAGUAAAGCAAUUUAUAGACAACAUAUUUUAUCCUGAUGUAAUCUCUCAUAAAAAACACUCUGAUUCCAAGAAUGGAUACGCUUUCACAUACAUGUUUGUUAUAUGAAUGCGUUAUGUUUAUUGAAAUGUGGACAGAAAUAAAAGAAAACGACAUGUUUGUUUAAAAAGAGA
Molecule: messenger RNA, 2841 nt
Organism: Strongylocentrotus purpuratus (purple sea urchin)
Lineage: Eukaryota; Metazoa; Echinodermata; Echinoidea; Camarodonta; Strongylocentrotidae
Gene: krtcap2
Product: keratinocyte-associated protein 2
Exons: 5
Coding region: 68-460 (130 amino acids)
Source: RefSeq, a predicted model, not a curated record